Molecule: messenger RNA, 656 nt
Organism: Labrus mixtus (cuckoo wrasse)
Lineage: Eukaryota; Metazoa; Chordata; Actinopteri; Labriformes; Labridae
Product: stonustoxin subunit alpha-like
Exons: 2
Coding region: 3-641 (212 amino acids)
Molecular function (GO): protein binding
Source: RefSeq, a predicted model, not a curated record
AGAUGUAUGAAGUAGAUUCUGAUCUGGUUUCUUCCUCCAGGUUGGACCAUGGUGGACUGCACAGACUGGAUCCUGGUCUGAGGAAGUACGCCUGUGAGCUGGAACUGGACACAAACACAGUGAACAGAUCCCUCAGACUGUCUGACAACAACAGGAAGGUGACAUAUGUGGAGAAGCUUCAGUCAUAUCCUGAUCAUCCAGACAGAUUUGAAUACCAUCCUCAGCUGCUGUGUAGGACUGGUCUGACUGGUCGCUGUUACUGGGAGGUCAAGUGGAGAGGAGUGGUUGAUGUAUCAGUGAGUUACAGAGGAAUCAGAAGGAGAGGAACCAGUGAUGAAUGUAUAUUUGGAUAUAAUGAUCAAUCCUGGAGUCUGUUCUGCUCUGAUGGAGGUUACUCUGUCAGGCACAAUACCAGAAGAACAAAGAUCUCCUCCUCCUCUGUCUCUAACAGAGUAGCAGUGUAUGUGGACUGUCCUGCUGGCUCUCUGUCCUUCUACAGAGUCUCCUCUGACACACUGAUCUACCUCCACACCUUCAACACCACAUUCUCUGAACCUCUCUAUCCUGGGUUUGGGUUUUGGUUCUGGUUUGGUUCUUCAGUGUCUGUGUGGUGUGUCGGUCUGAGAAACACUGCUGACUGAAGACCAGCUGACUCU